This is a messenger RNA of Alternaria infectoria, 870 nucleotides long. RefSeq lists its product as uncharacterized. Bases 1 to 870 code for a protein of 289 amino acids. The record is from RefSeq and is a predicted model, not a curated record. Lineage: Eukaryota; Fungi; Ascomycota; Dothideomycetes; Pleosporales; Pleosporaceae. Gene Ontology annotation, molecular function: protein binding. The transcript has 2 exons.
AUGGCGCCCCCAAACGAGCAACCAGCGAAGCGCCGAAAGCUUCUGCCUCAGGGCAGUGCUAAUUCUCGUGAUCUCAUUGAUGUAGGUAGCGAGAUACUCAUGGUCAAGGUUGGGGGUGGCGACGACCCUGUCGAACCGAACGUAGCAGGCGAAAAUUGCGACAAGCCCGAGCACAGCAACGAAUGGGACGACAGCGAUACCGACUCACACAUUUCCAAACAACGCAUCUUCCAUAUCCACAAAAGCGUUCUCUGCAAGACGUCCGCUUUCUUCCAAAACGCGACGAAGCCAGAGUGGUCUGGUCCAACACCGCGCCCUAUAGAUCUUUCCGACGAGUGCCCUGAUACCUUCCAUUUGUAUGUGCAAUGGUUGUACAGUGGAAAGAUUGCCGUCAAGACCAAGCCGCUCAGUGACUCGGACACGGGAGAUCGCAAGCGGGAAAGUGUGAAUCAGCAUUCGAUGAUUCAGUCGUACGUUCUUGGAGAAAGGCUCAUGGACCCCACAUUUCAGAACGCAGUACUGCAGUGUUUGAUCGAGUGCGUAGAGCAAGAAGACAGUUAUCCCGGCGACCAGACUAUCAAGAAGGCCUAUAAGCGCACGACAAAGCACUCGCCUCUUCGUAAAUUGCUGGUCGACUUCUGGGUGUGGCACGGCGACUCUGAGUGGGCGGCUGAUGACAUGAACACGAGUCUGGGGACCGAAUUCACGAACGAUCUACUUAAGGCUAUGCUUGAACUGCGUCCUGGCCCAAGUGAGGAUGCAGAACAGGUUCAGCCUCCUUGGCUGAACCAUCCAGAGACCUACAACAUAAAAGAGAACAAGAAAACGGCCAAGGACACCAGCAACAGCGGAGACGUUGCCAAAGAGUAG